UACAAAGUCAGACUGCCGUGAGACAUCGGUCCCAACAUGGCGCGGCGCAGUAUGAGGUUGGUGGAGUACGGGAAGCCCUUCCAGCUAGCGGAGGAAGAGGUACCCACUGCACCCAAGGGCGGGGCUGUCGUCAAGAAUGAGUAUGCAGGAGUGUGCCAUACCGACGCCCACAGCGCGGACGACGAGUUUAGCGGACUCGCUCCUCUAAAAUGCGUUCUCGGACAUGAGAUGGCUGGUACUAUUGUUGAGAUCGACCCUAGUGCCGAACUAAAGGUUGGAGACAAGGUGAUAGUCUACUGGCACGGUGGAUGUGGGGACUGCAGCAGGUGUCAGGUGGGAGAAACUACUGCCUGUCUCAAGGACGUCAAACACUGGGCUGGCAUCACAGAGGAUGGCGGUUUCUCGGAUUACGUGGUUAUUCCUGACGCCAGACUGUUGGUGAAGGUGCCUGACACGGUUGCCAUGGACGCGGCCUGUCUCCUCCCCUGCUCCGGUAUAACAGCGUACAACGCCGUCUGUACCAUGGUGCCGACCGUUCAGGACUUCGCCAAACACUCAGCGGACUGUGCAGUACUGCUGGUGGGCGCUGGGGGGCUCGGCCUGUGGGGUGUCCAGUUCGCCAAACAGCUACUUCCAGCUGGAGUUCGCGUCAUCAGUGCUGAUGUGGACGAGGAGAAACUGGCAACGGCUAAAGAAGCUGGAUGUGACGAAGCUCUUCUGUGGGGCAAAGAUGUUGAUGACGCCGCCGCUGUGGCUGCAGCUCAGAAAGUAUGCGGGAGUCUGGGUGCUGCUGUGGCCGCCAUCGACUUCGUCAACGUGCCUGCUACAUUCGGACGUAUAGAGAAAAUACUAGUCCAGGGCGGCAUGCACGUUGUGGUGGGUUUGUUGGGAGGAGACGCCCCCGGGACCGUCCCUCUGAUGCCGUACGUGCUGAGUCGUCACCAGAUGGCCGGGGUGCUCAUGGGAUCUCUGCCGCAGCUUAAGGACCUCAUGGCCCUCAUGGCGAAGGGGAAGGUGAAACCACCGCCAAUUUCCCAUCAUCCUUUGGAGAACGUCUAUGACGUCCUGCAGGAUCUCAAGGCUGGAAAGGUCAAAGGUCGUGCGGUUGUGAAGCUGUGAAUGAUGGGAAAUCUGGAAACCGCCCUUACUGUAAACUUUAAAAGACUACAGAAAAUAGAAACAUGUACAACAGUAGAGCAUUCCUACAGAUUGUUUUUGAUUUUCAAAGCUUAAUAAUAGAGAAACGGUGUGAACAAAUGAAGCAGAAAUGAAAAAAAAA
Branchiostoma belcheri (Belcher's lancelet) is the source of this 1279-nucleotide messenger RNA. RefSeq names its product alcohol dehydrogenase-like. NCBI's taxonomy places the organism in Eukaryota, Metazoa, Chordata, Leptocardii, Amphioxiformes, Branchiostomatidae. Bases 37 to 1119 code for a protein of 360 amino acids. The record is from RefSeq and is a predicted model, not a curated record. The transcript is spliced from 10 exons. Gene Ontology annotation, molecular function: oxidoreductase activity.